Colletotrichum costaricense is the source of this 861-nucleotide messenger RNA. RefSeq names its product GDSL-like Lipase/Acylhydrolase. Gene Ontology annotation, molecular function: hydrolase activity, acting on ester bonds. NCBI's taxonomy places the organism in Eukaryota, Fungi, Ascomycota, Sordariomycetes, Glomerellales, Glomerellaceae. The record is from RefSeq and is a predicted model, not a curated record. Bases 1 to 861 code for a protein of 286 amino acids. The transcript is spliced from 3 exons.
AUGAAGUUUUCUGCAGUUUCCCUCCUUCUGGGAGCUGGUUCAGCGCUCGCAGCACCCACGGAGCGUUCCGAUAUCGACGACCGACAGGUACUCUGGCUUGCUGGCGACAGCACGAUGGCACCGGGCGGUGGACACAACGGGACCCAGGGAUGGGGAGAGUACCUGCAUUAUUCUCUCGACUCGUCAAAGAUCCGAGUCAAUAACUCUGCGUAUGCUGGGAGAAGCGCGCGCACUUUUACGAGGGAGGGCCGGUUCCAGCGGAUCAUUGACGAAGUCAAGGCUGGGGACUGGGUUGUGAUUGAGUUUGGUCACAACGAUGGACCUGGCAACCCGAUCAACGACACAGUCAAGAACCGAGUCGACUGUCCCGGCAUUGGAGAAAAUGUCUGUCCUGUGCUUUUCAACAACCAAACGGAAGUAGUGCAGACAUACACUACCUACCUUCGCAAUGCCUCCUCAACUUUCCUCUCCCUCGGCGCCCGCGUGGUGAUCUCAACCUCAACCCCCAUAAACCCUUACUCGACCGGCACAUUCUCUUGGACGCCGACCAUCUACGCGUGGUACUCGUGGUACGUCGUCGAAUCCCUCGGCGGACCCGCAGCCGGUAUCUACUACGUUCCGCACGGCAACUACAGCGCCCAGGCCCUUCAGGUGCAGGGCCAGCAGGCGGCUGUCGAGGGUUAUCCCAUGGAUGCCGUGCACAUGUCGCCGAAGCUGGCGGAUUCGUUUGCUGGGGCUUUCGUGUUGGGCCUCAAGUGCGGCACGUCGCCGCUGCAGGAGUAUGUUGUUAAUGCGACAUCGAGGCUGGAGGGGGGUAGACUGGGAACUUGCCUCCAGGUUAAUGCGACGCUGCCCAUUUAA